UUAAAUGCUAGCGGCCAUAUUAUAAUAGCAAACACUCAGAGCAGCAUUAGUUUGUUAAUGCUGUGAGCAGCAGACAUAUCUUUACUCAAACUCUCUGUGUAACGCUGUGUGAGGAUGAGUGGCGGUACGCCGUAUAUCGGCAGUAAGAUCAGUUUGAUCAGUAAAGCCGAGAUCCGCUAUGAGGGAAUUUUGUACACCAUCGACACGGACAACUCCACCGUCGCGCUUGCCAAAGUGCACUCUUUUGGCACUGAGAACCGCCCCACUGACCACCCCAUCGCACCCAGGGAUGAAACGUUUGAGUACAUCAUAUUCAGGGGAAGUGACAUCAAAGAUCUGACUGUGUGUGAACCCCCCAAACCAAUAUGCUCCCUGCCUCAGGACCCUGCCAUUGUUCAGUCUUCUUUGGGAACUUCCACUGCCCCACCAUCAGCCUUCCAGUCAGGAAACUCAUAUGGGCUCUUCAGCCGCCCACAUGUUGCCCCCUACAGCCAGUUCAACACCAACCCACUGCUCUUGCCACAGUUUGGGGCUGUUGGAGUGGGUCAUUCCAGUCCAGCGCUAGACCACCUGAGAAAGACCCCUCCAGCAGAGCCUACCGCCCCAUCAGCCCCUUUUGCAGCCACAGCCCCUGCACCCCCAGCAGUGACCCGCAAGUGCCCUGUGCUUACUCGCUCGACGUCCACCAACACCCAGCAACCUGUGGACCUGUUAGAGCAGAGGAGAGCUGCUGGUCCCCCGGCUGCUCGCCGGGGUCGUGAUGGAGGUCAUCGCGGUAAAGGUCGAUUUCCUGUCAGGAGAGAUGGACCCAUGAAGUUUGAGAAAGACUUUGACUUUGAGAGUGCCAAUGCACAAUUCAACAAAGAUGAGAUUGACAAAGAGUUCCAGAGCAAACUCAAACUGAAAGAUGAGAAGUGUGAGAAGGCUUUGAAUGGUGAGGAAACGGGUGAGUCAGGAGUGGACACUCAGAACAGUGAAGGAAACACUGACGAGGAAGAUUCACUCGGAGCAAAAUGCUUCUACGAUAAAUCCAAAUCAUUCUUUGACAGCAUCUCAUGUGUUGAUGCCAGGAAGGCGGCUGAGAGGUCUGUAGGAUCAGGUUACCCCAGAGCGAGGAGGCAGACGUGGGCGGAGGAGCAGCGGAUGAACGCUGAGACAUUUGGCAUCCCAUUACGGCGUGGUCGUGGGGGCUUCAGAGGUCGCUGGGGCAUGGGCUUCAGAGGUGGCUGGGGCCGUGGCAUCAGUCGAGGGUCAUUUGGAUCUUACACUGGCAGAAGUGGGUUUAGAGGAGGAUUCAGAGGAAGUCAAGGAGGAAGAGAGUUCUCUGACUUUGAUUACACGAGGGAUGACAAAUCGACUACAUAGUGAUGGGCGAUGGAUCCAGAAGACUUGAGAUAUGUUUAGGGUAAUACAUUUCAGGACACAAGUUUCGAUGAAUGUGUGUUGUAAAUCUGUCACCAGCACUGGGGUUCCUUUUGUCUGAAACCUGGAUGUAACAAGCAUCUACUCCUCCAAUUUUUAGGAGUGGAUCUAAUGCUAUUUUUUUUAAUUGUUGAAUUUGAACGGAGUAUUUCCAGAUGGUUUCAAAUAUAUUAUCACUUCUGAGGGAUUUUUGUUUUUACAUCCCAUACACAAACCUGUAUAAAAUAACUUGUUAUACACAUAACAUUCUGUGACCUUUGAUCACUUAAAUAGUGUUGUUUUUUUUUUUUUUUAGUGAUAAUAUAUCUUCGUUAACACUUAGCAUCCCUUUUUCUUCUCCUUAGCCAUUUAGGAAGUAUAAAAUAUCUGUGGAUUUAUCAGUCCUUGUACGAGGUCUGUUUACGGUGAGAUAAAGCUAUUAAAGAGAAGUGCUAAAAUGUAAGUUUCAAUAUUGAUCAAAUUUCACUCAGAUUUUAGAAUAAAUUACAACUUUGAAAUCUUUGGGAAAACUAUUACUUUUCAAAUCUGAAAUGGCACAAUUUAGACUGACACGAAAGGGUCCCGUCUAUGCAAAGUGACCUCAAUGAUGGGUUUAUUAUAUUAUAUUGAUUUACAUUUUACAAGGUACACUUUGUAGCAGAUAUUUGCUGAUGUGAAAAAUGUCACAUCUUUCCUAUGAAAAUAAUGCUACUCAGUGUAUCUACACACCAUUCUGCAGUAACUUUGACUAUUUAAGUUCUUGUCAAUUUUCAACGUUUUGGUCACUUUCUGUAUGACUGUCAUUGAAAUUGUAGUCCGUAUUCUUCAUAAACUCAAAUGUCAUGAUGGGAAAACGGUCUCUACACUCAAGCAGAAAAGCUUGCAAGACUUCUUGAAGGUUUACAUAUUUGUGAUUAUUUGAAACCGAGCACUACUUUUCCAGAUGCUAAUUUUACUGUUUAAUGUGAAUGUUUAAUCACAGAAUGCAAUAAAUUAUGCCUUUUUUUUUUUUUUUUCUGUCCUUGUCACAAAAGUUGGAGGUUUGAUUUAAGAGGCCAGUUUUCCUUUUUCGAUCCACUCACUUUAGAUCUGGUUUUCUAGAGAUAUGGUUAUGGUUGUUAGCAUCACUGCAAAAAUGUAUUAUUUUGUCUUAAUGUCUGUUGAUAAUGAAAUAAACUUUGAUUCCAUAUUGUAGCAUAUUGAAUUGCAAGUGUUUCAGAGCUCAGGGAUCAACAUUAUACUAAUGCUGUCGAUUAAGCGUUGCUUGUACUAAAACUGGAACUUUGCUUUAAACUGACAAGAAUGAAUCUUUAAUGUGUCUUAGCACAUGAAUAUUAAUAAUGUCAUUAAUUUGUAGGUGCUAGUAAUGGAACUGUGUAAAUUAUGUGGGACUAUAUUAUGAUUUUUGUGCAUGGGGGGGGUCUGUUAAUCUUGACACUUCAGAAUUUAUAUUUUGAAUUAUUGGUGCAUUUUGUGCCAGAUCCUUUCUUUUAUAGGUGUUUUACAUUUAUACCCAUGUAAAGGGGAAAAUGCUGCAUGCAAGUUUUGUCAGAAAUUACCAAAUUUGAGGCAAAUACUGUUUUGGAUGCGUCUAGAAAUACAACGGCAAUCCUUUUAAGGUUGUUCUAUACAUGUUUCUUGAGCCCCAGCUUGGUUUUUGUUCACAACUACAUGUAAAAAAAGUUUUUACUA
This is a messenger RNA of Xyrauchen texanus (razorback sucker), 3093 nucleotides long. RefSeq names its product protein LSM14 homolog A-like. NCBI's taxonomy places the organism in Eukaryota, Metazoa, Chordata, Actinopteri, Cypriniformes, Catostomidae. The record is from RefSeq and is a predicted model, not a curated record. Gene Ontology annotation, molecular function: mRNA binding. Gene Ontology annotation, cellular component: P-body. Gene Ontology annotation, biological process: P-body assembly; cytoplasmic stress granule assembly. Bases 115 to 1365 code for a protein of 416 amino acids. The transcript has 9 exons.